CUUUGUAAUGCAAAUACAGUAACAGAAGGGGGGGGGGGAAGCUGAGUUGAAAAAAGCCAUGGAUCCAAAUGAUGAAUCUAAUGGAUCUUCUUUCUGCAGGGAUGAAAAAGUGAAGGCCAUGGAACUUUUGGAAGAGAGCUGGUUCUUUGAGAACUUGUUUAUCACAAGAAGACCAAGGAUCCCAAGGUGCAACUCUGAUCCAUGUUAUUCCUCAGGCCUUGUGAGCGAACCUGUGUUGCUGAAGGGAAAGGAGUCUGAUGAAGCAGCCAACAAUUCAUCAGCAAGUGAAGUGACAGAAGGAAAAAAAUUUCAGAAAGCAAACAGUUUUGGCGGAAGCAGACUGUUGCACCAAUCAUCAGAUCCUUUGGUGCUUGAAGCAGCUAUCAAAGCUCACAGCAGAGAGAUGAAAGAAGUUAAUAAGAGUGAGGGUAAUGGAAAGAGAAGCAAACUUCUUAGAACACCGUCUUUGCCUCCUUCUGUUGGUAGAGAAGAGAAGUUUCAAGUAUGUGAUCCCAGACCUGGCAAACAAACCUCAAAGAGUUACAGCAUUCCAAGAAGUCGACCAGGGAGAAGCACAGAGGGUGAAAGCAGCUUCAGCACAGAAGGGAUAAAAGAGAUGAGAAGAAGGUACUUGAAGCAGAGGACGAUGAGGAAGAGCCUGAGCGAUCUAGAAUUUGAAGAAGUUCAGGGGUUUAAGGACCUGGGAUUCUCGUUUGAGAAAGAAACAAUAAGCCCAAGCGUAGCCAGCAUUAUUCCAGGCUUGCAAGAGAAAAACAGAGAAGAAACAGAGAAAGACAAGUCUGUGAGAAGACCAUACCUAUCAGAGGCAUGGCUGGUCCAGAGCUGUGUUCCUCCUCAUCCUCCUCCUCCAAUCCCAACUUGCACUUCAAAUAAGUCUUCCAAGGACAUGAAGCAGCAUAUCAAGUUUUGGGCUAGAGCUGUGGCCUCUAAUGUUCGUCAAGAAUGCUAAACUUAAUAUUCAUUAUUGACACAACAAGAAAGAAAGAAAGAAGGAAACUCCACUAAUCUGUUCUUUUGUUUUUUGUGUUAUUCAUGAUUUGAUGUCAUGUCUUGGAGUUCUGGUUAUUUCCAUAAGCAUUACCCAAAAACAAUAACAUUGAAUGAGACUUUGCACCUAUGUACCAUAGUGUGGGAAGGAAAAACGGGAAUUGCUUCGAUCUGCAACGAGAACAAGUUUUUUUUUGGGACUAUAUAAUUGUCAUUUCUUUGUC
Prosopis cineraria is the source of this 1232-nucleotide messenger RNA. RefSeq lists its product as uncharacterized. The record is from RefSeq and is a predicted model, not a curated record. The coding region runs from base 59 to 970 and encodes 303 amino acids. Lineage: Eukaryota; Viridiplantae; Streptophyta; Magnoliopsida; Fabales; Fabaceae. The transcript has 2 exons.